Messenger RNA from Lycium ferocissimum, 1537 nucleotides. RefSeq names its product amino acid transporter AVT6C-like. Gene Ontology annotation, biological process: amino acid transmembrane transport. The record is from RefSeq and is a predicted model, not a curated record. The transcript is spliced from 5 exons. Lineage: Eukaryota; Viridiplantae; Streptophyta; Magnoliopsida; Solanales; Solanaceae. The coding region runs from base 46 to 1281 and encodes 411 amino acids. Gene Ontology annotation, molecular function: amino acid transmembrane transporter activity.
CCCUUGCUGCUGAAAAACAUCUCUCCGACGAGGGAGAACAGGCGGAUGAUAUGGAGGACAGUGUUCAACGUGUCAACAAGUAUUAUUGGUGCAGGAAUUAUGUCAGUCCCAGCAACUAUGAAGGUCUUAGGUGUCAUUCCUGCAUUCAUGUUGAUUGUUCUGGUUGCUCUAUUAGUGGACAUAUCGGUAGAUUUCAUGUUGAGGUUUACGCAUGCCGGCCAAUCGACCACGUACGCUGGAUUGAUGAAAGAGAACUUUGGAAAGAUAGGUUCCGUGGCAGCACAAAUUUGUGUAACGAUCUCCACUCUUGGUUGCUUGAUCAUAUACCUCAUUAUUAUCGGAGAUGUACUUUCUGGACAUGGAGAACAUCUUGGUGUUCUUCAAGAAUGGUUUGGGAUACAUUGGUGGAAUUCGCGUGAUUUAGCAAUCUUAUUCAUUGUCUUGUUUGUUAUUCUUCCUCUAGUCCUAUAUCGGCGUGUAGAAUCUUUGUGGUUCAGCUCAGCAAUUGCAGUUAUCCUAGCAAUUGUAUUUGUUGGUAUAUGUUCUGUAAUGGCAAUCCUUGCAAUUAUAAAAGGAGAAACAGUAAGGCCAAGAAUGCUACCGGAGCUAAAAGAUAGCACUUCCUUCUUUAAUCUUUUCACUGCUAUCCCUGUUAUUGUAACAGCUUUUACAUUUCACUUCAAUGUUCAUCCUAUUGGAAUUGAGCUGGGGAAACCUGCAACCAUGACCACUGCAGUCAAAAUUUCACUAUCAUUUUGUGCAGCCAUCUAUUUUUCAAUUGGCAUUUUUGGAUACCUUUUGUUUGGAGAUUCAAUCAUGCCAGACAUACUUGUAAAUUUUGAUAAGUCCUCCGGCGCUUCAGCAAUAAGUUCCAUUCUAAAUGACAUAGUUCGUCUAAGCUAUGCACUUCACCUAAUGUUGGUAUUUCCACUCUUAAAUUUCUCUCUAAGGGCCAAUAUCGACGAACUCAUAUUCCCUAAGAAUGAUUUACUGGCAGCUAACGCCAAAAGAUUCAUGUAUCUUACAUUGGUCUUGUUAGCUUUCUCGUAUAUAGCUGCAAUUGCUAUACCAUCCAUAUGGUACAUUUUCCAGUUCCUGGGAUCAACUUCAAAUGUUUGCCUUGCCUUUAUAUUCCCAGGUGCAAUUGCUCUAAGAGAUGUCCAUGGUUUAUCUACAAGAAAAGACAAGAUGAUCGCAGUGGUUAUGAUUUUUUUAGCUGUUGCGACGAGCCUUAUAACCAUUGCUACCAACAUCUACAACAUUACUGGAAAUAGUUCAUAAUUUUUAUCUUUUCCAUGGGGAUUUUAUAUUUUUUUACGACUGUUUUUUGGCAGAUGACUGUGCGUGUAUAGUUGGUGUCUUGGUGAUAUUAGCUAGUUUUCACGAUAUCUUUGUGAAUACAAAACAUAGUUAAAUUUCAGGUCAAUCUUGUUGUUGGCGUAAAUUAUUGUAACGUGAAGGAUUCCCAAUUGUAACAAAUGUGGUUCUCUAUGAAGUUGAGCUCGUGGGGAAGAACAGUAACAAAAAAUGAACCAAA